AUGAUGGCUCCAGUAACACCUUGGAUCGCAAUUUUGGCCGAACGAUGCCUUUCGUUCUAUCUCGGUCGCUCGGACGAUGGGAUUCAGGUGAAGGAUUGUGAAAGCUCACUGACCUUCAGCUUUGGCGCCCUUCCACCUAAGACUGCUAUUGUUGUGACUUGGGGCCAAGGAGACUCGAACUGUCGCGCUACCUUCACAGACUCGCAAAACCAAAUUGAAGCCGUUGUCUCACGCGAAUCACCUAAUGUGUCCGGAGAGGCCUCACUCUGCCCGCCGUCAACGAAAGGAGGCCCAAGGCAUCUUGUUGAGCUCCCUGAGAUAAAGCUAGUGUUCACCUACUCAGCAUCUACACCGGAACUUGAGCUUCACAUCGGUCGCUUCCAGAUUCACCAAAAUGCGGUCUCCAAAGGAGACGCACCUAAACCAAAGCUCAAGAAGGAAACAAACCUCAAACCCCUGAUUGCUCAGGCGUAUCGAAAAGCCCAAAAGAACCCACAAGAAUCGGGCUCGCAUCACCAAACCGGUGCUGCUGUGGAUGACAAACCCCUCUCUCGACCAAAUUCAAUCAAUGUAUCCCAACGAUCUCAAAUUGCCUCGGGGUCCCAGGGCUUCCACUCACAGGCCCCUCUUCAUAUCCUCCACGAUCAAUCAAAAAGUCAUUCCAACACGAAUCGUGUUUCAUUGGGUGGUUCAGCAGAGCUUUUGGCCUUUUACGCAAACCAUGUGUCGGCUCAAGGUACUCCCGUUAUGAACAAAACACCAGGCGCCCCUCAAUCAUCUCCUGGAAGGGGCGGUCGCCAGAUGUCCCCUUCGAAUGAAGACACGGAGUUUGCCGUACCGAAAAAUCCUGCCGUCCGACAUCCCCAAGAGCGAAUCACAGCACAAUCGUGUUCCGGUCAAAAUGUAGGAUUGCUUAGCGAAAAACAGGAUGCAACACAUACCACCAAAAGCCGUACUGAGUCAGUCAGCAUUAGUAGCGAUGAAAAUAACGGCACAAGGGGCUUAGCGGGAGCGCAUACGAACCCUGCUGAACGCUCAGCAACCAGAAGGCCCGAUGCUGAUCCAAUUUACACGGCCGAGGGAGGCGAUAAGCAGCAGCCUUCAAAGAAGAGACACCGCGAGAGCUUAGGCGCACAGCCACAAACAACACAUGAUAAAGACAUGUGUAAUACAGAUCCUCAAAACAUGGAAAUUUCAUCGCCUUCCAACAAGCGACAGCGUACGAAUGCCAAAGAAGCGGCUGGAGUUGCAAAUUUAUCAACCGAACGGGUGUCAUCAGUCUCGGGUGUACAAGGCAUCAGCAGCAAAUUAGGCCCCACUGACACGCCUACGAUCAAUCAUUGGGAAGGAAUGACGAAGAUACCCGCACAUGAGGUUGAUAUUCCGAAAGAUCAAGCAGAGCUCCUUGAGCAGCUCAAAUGGAUUCCACAAGAACCUGGUGUUUCUGCACUUUUAUGCCACGUGCCACCCCAUCUCUUAUCCCGGUGGAAUGAGAUUGCGCGUAAAAGGCACAUCGUGGCGAACCAGCCCGAGCCAAGUCCUGAACGCCCUGUUACCCCAACUCCUCAAGGUACCAAUCCAUCGACUGCUGAUUAUUCAUCGGAGGGCGAGAAACUAUCCUGGGACGAAAGCAGCCGGGAGGGCUCACCUGAAAAUGCACUCCCUGAGGACACGCCCCCUAGGCAUAUAGUGGCGUUGGCGGACACACAAGACAGUGCCAGUCAAACCAAGGAGAAUGACAAUGGGGACACGGAGAGUGGAACUCAGAAUCGCUCACCAAGUGUGCGCGCGGGGUUUGCCGGCUCUGAACCUAUUUUCAACACAACAGGAGAAGGGCUUUUCAGGUCUCCUGAUAAGUUGAAACUUAACACAGUUCGACGCCACGAGCACGCCACUGGCAAUGUCUCUUCCCCAAGUCUCAAAUUUUCAAAGUCUCUGGAUGCCCGACUCGAUGAUGAGCCUUCAACUCCCAUACAACACUCUCCUCGUAAACAAUCAAGCUCGAGAGCAAUGCCAGUUGCGUCUAGUCCUCAAGAUAGACAAAAUGUUGACGGAAGUGAUGAUAGUGCCGAUGAGAUGGAAGCAGCUGUUCCUUUUGCGUUGGGUCAAAGUGUUCCAUUGAGCAGUCAGCCCCAACACGAAACUACCAGCUCAGGUUCAUCGCUUCCAGGCAUGGCUGAGGGGCGUAUUCAAGUGAUAGAGACACCUAUCGCCAGUACCACACGCCUUCGAAAGAAGAAACGAGCUAGCCGUGAAAUUUGCAGCUCGCAGCCACUACCCUCUGAGGAUCCAAAGACCUCGUCAUCGUCUCGCAUUCGCAACACCUACUGCUCACAAGAAAGCCAAAAUCAAAGUCUUGUGUUCAGUGGGGCAAAUAAUUCAUCCCAGUCGGACAAACAAAGAAAGUCACCGCGCGUAAGCGGGCUUGGCCUGCAAGCGCCAUCACAGGCCACUCCUCAAUCGUCCUCGGAGAUUGUGCUCGACUCGUCAAAGUCCACUCGACACCAGAGAGGCUCAUCAAUCUUUCAUUUGGAGUCCGAGGACGACGCAUCAUCUUUCCCUUUUCCCAACUCACAUCCGCCGGCUAUAUCUCACUCCAACGAGAUAAGCCAAGACGACCCGAAGUCACAAGGCAACAUUAACCGGGACUCGAGCAUGUCUGUACCACCCUCUCAGCCUCCUCGGGCCCAGCCCUCUGGUGACAAUGAUCAAACCCAUGAUGAUACCCACAGCCCAAAUGCUGAGAUAGUGACACGACGUCAAAGCUACCUCGGCCAAGCAGACAAGUCUGCUGAAGCACAACUGAUUUAUGAUAAUUUUUGUAACGCUUAUCCACCAUAUUCCGGCGAGUUCUCCCAUUUUGCCGACAUGUGCUCAAGGCUACACACAACGCGAGAGAAGGGCUUUCUGAAACGCUCUUUCCUUUGGGAUGACUUCAUCAUACUACAUCUGACAGAUUACCCAAAUUAUUUGGGAAGGAACGCCUCUCAAGCUUCCAGGACAAUGAGUUAUGAGGAGUACUUCUGCGCAACAUUCUUGCACCCCCGAUACAAGAAGCGAAAUCUCACUGCCGGCGGAAUCGAUGUGGCCGCUUCUCAAUCUGUCACCCCAGUUAUUUCAGAAAGCCUGCCCGUCUCCACCCAAGUGACAACCAAGGGGAACCCCAAUCAGAACCAACCGGCGGAUAGCGAAGACGCCAACCCUUCCUUUACAGCAAGUCUUGUGGACAGGUUCUCGGAGUUUCAUGCCCGGUCUUUUGGUCAUACCGAGACUGGGCAUAGUCCUAGUUCUCUGAAACGUACCACUGCACGAUCUUCAAUCUUGCCCUCCGAGGAUACCGAUUCCUAUGAUAGUAGCGAAUCAGACAGCAUCUCCAUCAAAGAAGAGCCAGACGAUUCUUCUAUGGUGCUAGAUGCAUCGCAUGCAUCGCAGGUGAAUCAAGACAGAGAGAUGGCCACUCCAACACAACCUGGCACACAUGUGGCCUCCCCGACAUCUACUAAGAAAUCUACCAACAAAGGGGGAAAUGAUGAAGCCGAUAUCGACGACAUGCCAGAAACGGACGAUACCCAUCACGAGACAGCUAGCAUUGAACUUGGCGAUGAUACCAACGACCGUCACACAUCGGUCACUCGCAGCAUCAGCCCUGUAGCGGCGCCCAUUAACAAUUUCGACACCGAGCCGCAAAGGGAGAAAAAGCGAAACUGGUUCAGCUCUCUCAAAAAUAUAUUGCCGCCCAAGAACACCUUGUCGACGAAUCCUCGCUGGUCUCACGACCCGAACACGCCAUUCAAGCGCUGGGCUCAUCAAGACCAAAAUGUUCUCCAGGAAAUUAACCGUCGCGGUGGUACCAAGGUCCUGCUUGACGAAAGGGGACUUAUCUGUCGACCCACCUACAAUCGGGAGUUGAAAGAUCGCCUCAACUCCUAG
Molecule: messenger RNA, 3930 nt
Organism: Penicillium salamii
Lineage: Eukaryota; Fungi; Ascomycota; Eurotiomycetes; Eurotiales; Aspergillaceae
Source: the annotation of a GenBank genome assembly